Molecule: messenger RNA, 567 nt
Organism: Hyphopichia burtonii NRRL Y-1933
Lineage: Eukaryota; Fungi; Ascomycota; Pichiomycetes; Serinales; Debaryomycetaceae
Gene: SMC4
Product: condensin subunit
Exons: 2
Coding region: 1-567 (188 amino acids)
Biological process (GO): mitotic chromosome condensation
Source: RefSeq, a predicted model, not a curated record
AUGAAUAAUGUUAAAACUGAUAUAGAAGUUUUAAAAGAAUAUGACGAGAUCAAAAAUUAUUGUGAAGAAUUGAAGAGAAAGAGACUAGAUGAAUUCAUGGAAGGUUUCAAUACAAUCUCUAUGUCAUUGAAGGAAAUGUAUCAAAUGAUUACAAUGGGGGGUAAUGCAGAGUUGGAGCUUGUGGACAGUUUGGAUCCAUUUUCCGAAGGAAUAUUGUUCAGUGUUAUGCCGCCCAAAAAAUCAUGGAAAAAUAUAUCAAAUUUAUCAGGUGGUGAAAAGACUUUGAGUUCAUUAGCUUUAGUCUUUGCCCUUCAUAGAUAUAAGCCAACACCUCUUUAUGUUAUGGAUGAGAUUGAUGCAGCAUUAGACUUCAGGAACGUAUCGAUUGUCGCAAAUUACAUUAAGGAAAGAACCAAGAAUGCACAGUUUGUUGUUAUCUCCUUGAGAAAUAACAUGUUCGAAUUAGCUCAACAAUUGGUUGGUAUUUACAAAGUCAACAAUAUGACUAGAAGUAUAUCAUUACAAAAUAAGGAUUUCCUUAAUCCUGGCCCCGAAGAAAGUAAGUAA